Messenger RNA from Helianthus annuus (common sunflower), 2154 nucleotides. RefSeq names its product monosaccharide-sensing protein 1-like. Bases 252 to 893 code for a protein of 213 amino acids. The transcript has 3 exons. NCBI's taxonomy places the organism in Eukaryota, Viridiplantae, Streptophyta, Magnoliopsida, Asterales, Asteraceae. The record is from RefSeq and is a predicted model, not a curated record.
CCCGCCCCUCCAUACCCAUGGUCUUACCUCCAAUAAUUUUCCUAAAAUUUUCACUUUCCCUCCGAUAUUAACUAAGUUUCCCUCGUUCUUCAAUUCGGUUUUCAAAAAUUAUCAUCAACACCUCCCCUAACCCUAAUUGAAUCACACACAUAGUUAUUUAUCAGCCACCAUCGGAGGAAAUAUGCACUUUCUCUUUUGAGAACUGUUUUUUUAUAUGCCAGAAGAGAUGAAAAGAUGAAGUAUUAAUUGGUAUGACCAGAUUCACUUCAGUAUGUUCCAUCUAUGCACAAAUGAUGGAUCCAAUAGUGACUCUAUUCGGAAGUGUUCACGAGAAACAGAACGAAACCGGAAGCAUGAUCUUCCCAAAUUUCGGAAGCAUGUUUCAUGGCGAUCAGCAUAAACCCGAUAACUGGGAUGUAGAGAGUAAUCACGAAAAUGGGAACUUAUCCGUGGACGAAACUAAUGAUAAUGUAAAAACCCCGUUGCUAUCGCUUAAUUCAACUAGUGUAGAUAAAGACAUGAUUGCUCCGGUUUCUAGGAGUAUGUUAAACACAGUUCAGCCUAGCGAGUCGAACAGUGUGAUAGGGAUUGGUGGUGGGUGGCAGUUGGCGUAUACGAAGACCGAAGACGGGAAGAAAGCGGGCGGGUUGCAGCGGAUUUACUUGCACCAGGAGGGUGGUGCAGAAUCCAGACGCGGGUCCAUUGCUUCACUCCCGGUUGCAGACGACGGUGACGGGGUUCGGGCCUCGGCUCUUGUUAGUAGAUCAGUUCUUUGUUUAGAUAAUACGAUGGGUCAGAACCCGAUUCAGUCGGGUCUGAUCAAGCCGCAACCGUCUACUAAAGAUGUGAGGAGUUGGGCUGAUCUUUCCAAGCUGGUAUUAAACAAGCAUUGAUUGUUGGUGUUGGGAUUCAAAUACUACAACAGGUGAAUCGUUAUGUUUCAGGUGUAUGGUAAUCAGGGUGAAAAAUAUUUUGAACUUACAGAACAAUAAUCUCACUGGUGAAUUUCCAACGUCUUUGGCAAAUUUAUCUUCUUUAGAGUCAUUAAAUAUGCAUAAUAACAAGCUCUCAGGAGAAAUACCUUUAAACAUGGAUAGUCGCUUAAAAAAAACAUUAUUUUAACCAUCCCGACCCGACCCGAAACCCGUUCUAACCCAAACCCGUUCCGACCCGAACCCGUUUUGACCCGAACGCCCGAACCAAAACAACACGUUUUUUAAUUAACCCGUUUUGACCCGAACCCGUUUUGACCCAUGACCCGACCCGACCCGACCCAACCCGUUUGCCAGGUCUAAUUUUGGCUAUGCGUUAUUCGAUUUGUGUUUAUGUAUGAACUUGGCGUCGCUGCGAAGGUGUGUCUUUUUUUUUUUUUUUUUUUUUUGCUUUCUAUUCUUAUAUUAUGGAUCUUUUUAAUGUUCAAUGGAUUUUUUGCAGCUACAUUUUGAUAUGUUGUUACUUGAUUGAUGUCUACUUGGUUGCCUUUCCGUAUAAUCUUAAUUUCCUUAUGUUUUAGGGUUUAUUGGUUCAUUUUUUCGCUGUUAGAAUUUGGGCUUCUACUAUUCUAGCUAUGGCUUAGUUUGGCCAGUUUCUUUCAUUGCAGUUCACCUAUACGAGUAACGCGAUGCUGGUAUGAAGCAGGUUGAAUACUUGAAUUGCUUAAAGUUCUUUUUUUAUAGUUUGAUUGUUAUGAGAUAUAUUAGCUAGUCUACCUACAACAAGCAUUGUAUAUUCGUUUGCUAUAUAUAUAAUGCACACAUGCAUUAUUCUAUUUAGUUGACUUGUAAAAAAGUUUGUUUUAAUUUUUGAACAUUUUUCUUUCCUAGACGUCAAAGAGUGACGAUAAAAGCAACCUCCUUUGUUUUGGGCGUUGCAUUAAUACAACAGGGAGCUACAACUGUACAUGUUGGCCAGGAUACAUCGGUGAUGCAAAAACACCAGAUGCUUGUCGACCAAUCUCUAAUGGUUCAAAAUUUCUAGUCAUGGUAUUCACAUUAGCUGCGUGGUUCUUUAUUAACAACAUCGGCCAUCGGCCAUGUUAAAACUUAAUUACUUAGUAAAUGGUCCAAUAUAGUUAGUGUUGUGCCUAUAUAUGUAUGUGUGUGUGACGUGACUUACGCCUAGCAGUAUCUAAAUGGAAAGAUUUUUAGUUUUUCA